CCACCACUGCCCUUCACCCUCCUAGUUCCUCCUGCCCCUGGUUCCUCUUUCCCACUGACUCUAGGAUCAGAUGAGCCCACAUAAAGCCGGACCUCCUUUCUGGCGGGGCUGCAGGAGUACAGUGCCCAACAUGCCCACCCGAGCGCAGGCCCAUCGGUUACUGCUGCUACUGCUGCCGCUGCUGUUGCUCACCCUGCCAGCCACAGGCUCAGACCCUGUACUCUGCUUCACCCAGUAUGAAGAAUCCACGGGCAAGUGCAAGGGCCUCCUUGGGGGAGGUGUCAGCACGGAAGACUGCUGUCUCAAUGCUGACUACGCCUUCCAGGAGCUCGGCAGCAAGCUCUGCAUGGCGUGCAGGCUCCCACAAUGGUCACCGUGGUCCGAGUGGGCCCCCUGCUCAGUGACCUGCACGGAGGGCUCCCAGCUGCGGCACCGGCGCUGCAUAGGCUGGGACGGGCAAUGCCCCCAGAAGGUGGAGCCUGGGACCCUCCAGUGGCAGCUGCAGGCGUGUGAGGACAAGCCGUGCUGUCCUGAGAUGGGCGGUUGGUCCGACUGGGGGCCCUGGGCAUCUUGCUCUGUCACCUGCUCUAAAGGGACCCGGAUUCGUCGUCGAGCAUGUGAUCGCCCCACCCCCAAGUGUGGGGGCCACUGCCCAGGAGAGGCACAGGAGUCAAAGGCCUGUGACACUGAACAGGUCUGCCCCACACACGGGGCCUGGGCUGCUUGGGGCCCCUGGGGCCCCUGCUCAGGCACCUGCCACAAUGGACCCAAGGCAUCUGAGGAGAGACGAAGCCGCACAUGCUCUGCACCUGAGCCCUCCACGCAGCCUCCUGGGAAUCCCUGCCCAGGGUCAUCCUCUGAGCAGCGGGCCUGCACCGGCCUGCCACCCUGCCCAGUGGCUGGUGGCUGGGGGCCAUGGAGUGCUGUGAGCCCCUGCCCUGUGACCUGCGGCCUGGGUCAGACCCGGGAACGACGGACAUGUGAUCACCCUGUGCCCCAGCACGGGGGCCCCUUCUGUGUCGGUGAUGCCACCCGGACCCACAUCUGCAACACGGCCGUGCACUGCCCUGUGAACGGAGAGUGGGAGCUCUGGGGGGAGUGGAGCACCUGCAUCCGCCGGAGCAUAAAACACAUCAGCUGCCAGGAGAUCCCAGGCCAGCAGACCCGCUCCAGGCUCUGCAAGGGCCGCAAGUUUAAUGGACAGCGAUGUAGCGGGGAACAACAGGAUAUCCGGCACUGCUACAACAUCCAGCGCUGCCCCUGGAAAGGCUCCUGGUCGGAGUGGAGUACCUGGGGGCUGUGCAUGCCUCCGUGUGGACCCAACCCCAACCGCACCCGCCAGCGCCUCUGCAAGGCCACGCUCCCCGAAUUCUCGCCCACCGUUACCACGGUCGAAGGUCAGGGUGAGAAGAAUGUGACCUUCUGGGGGAAACCGUCGGCAUUGUGUGAUGUGCUGCAAGGGCAGAAGGUGGUGGUGGAGGAGAAACGGCCAUGUCUACACGUGCCUCCCUGCAAAGAACCCUGAGGAUGAGAAGCUCUAACAUCUCUCUCUUCCACUCUGACCCCCUGACCUCUCAGACUUCAAUAAACCAGCCUCUUCCCCAGGA
Molecule: messenger RNA, 1607 nt
Organism: Aethalodelphis obliquidens (Pacific white-sided dolphin)
Lineage: Eukaryota; Metazoa; Chordata; Mammalia; Artiodactyla; Delphinidae
Gene: CFP
Product: complement factor properdin
Exons: 9
Coding region: 71-1525 (484 amino acids)
Source: RefSeq, a predicted model, not a curated record